GGAAGUUCCGGCGAAGACUCAUUUCCGCUUCCUUUUUCGGCCAUCACGAUUACAAGAUCUGCUCAUAAUGGCAGAGGCCAACCAAACUGCUAACCCACAGAAGAAGUCUGGGAGGCUUUACUCCAAAGCUGUGUUCACUGGCUUCAAGCGAGGUUUAAGAAAUCAGCAUGAAAACACAGCUCUUCUGAAGAUUGAAGGUGUGACUAACCUCAAGGAUACCAGGUUUUACCUUGGAAAGAGAUGUGCAUAUGUGUACAAGGCAAAGAGGAAGACUGCAUGUCCCGGUCAUGAAAAUGCUAGCCGUAUCCGUGUUGUCUGGGGGAAGGUCACACGACCACACGGUAACAGCGGAUCUGUAAGAGCCAAGUUCAGGAAGAAUUUGCCAGCCACUGCCAUGGGUCGCAGGAUCAGAAUUAUGCUGUACCCAUCCAGUGUUUAAUUCUCUGCCAUGUAUGUACAUUAAAAAAAAUAAAAAUCUAAAA
This is a messenger RNA of Mizuhopecten yessoensis (Yesso scallop), 482 nucleotides long. RefSeq names its product 60S ribosomal protein L35a-like. Gene Ontology annotation, molecular function: structural constituent of ribosome. Bases 68 to 439 code for a protein of 123 amino acids. The record is from RefSeq and is a predicted model, not a curated record. Gene Ontology annotation, cellular component: cytosolic large ribosomal subunit; ribosome. The transcript has 5 exons. NCBI's taxonomy places the organism in Eukaryota, Metazoa, Mollusca, Bivalvia, Pectinida, Pectinidae. Gene Ontology annotation, biological process: ribosomal large subunit biogenesis; cytoplasmic translation.